This is a messenger RNA of Trifolium pratense (red clover), 1695 nucleotides long. RefSeq names its product UDP-N-acetylglucosamine--dolichyl-phosphate N-acetylglucosaminephosphotransferase-like. Lineage: Eukaryota; Viridiplantae; Streptophyta; Magnoliopsida; Fabales; Fabaceae. The transcript is spliced from 11 exons. The record is from RefSeq and is a predicted model, not a curated record. Gene Ontology annotation, molecular function: UDP-N-acetylglucosamine-dolichyl-phosphate N-acetylglucosaminephosphotransferase activity. Bases 124 to 1407 code for a protein of 427 amino acids. Gene Ontology annotation, biological process: dolichol-linked oligosaccharide biosynthetic process; protein N-linked glycosylation. Gene Ontology annotation, cellular component: membrane.
AUAAAAACAGCAUCCCUGAAUCAGUAAGUAGUAGCAGUGUCCGCAAAUACCAAAUAAAUCUCGGUCCGAUUAAGGUUACAACAGCAGCAACCACCUCCGAACAAAACAAAAGAAACCACAACAAUGGGAACAAGAAAGAGACUCGUCUCUUCUUCAACCUCAGAACCUUCUUCAUCUUCCAAUCCUCAACAAACAACACAACCCAACAAUCCUCAACAACAGCAACAAUCCCCAGACCCACCAAUUGCACCUCCCAAAUGGGGUUUUCUUUUAAAGCUAUCUCUCUUUUCUAUUCCUUACUUUUACCUUAUUUACUUCCAUUUCUCUAUCGAUUCAGAGCUUCGAAGAUCCAUCAUCAUCAAUGCUGGAUUGAGUCUUGCAGGUUUCUUUGUUACCGUUAGAAUGAUCCCUGUUGCUUCUAGAUACGUUCUCAAACGAAAUCUAUUUGGAUAUGAUAUUAACAAGAAGGGUACUCUUCAGGGAAAUGUUAAAGUACCUGAGUCAUUGGGUAUAGUUGUUGGUAUUGUCUUCUUGGUUGUGGCAAUCUUAUUUCAGUAUUUCAACUUCACAGCCGAUUCCAAUUGGCUUGUUGAGUACAAUGCUGCUUUAGCAUGCGUCUGUUUCAUGACAUUGCUUGGAUUUGUCGACGAUGUCCUUGAUGUCCCUUGGAGAGUAAAAUUAGUACUACCAUCAAUUGCUGCGCUACCUUUGUUAAUGGCAUAUGCGGGACACACAACUAUAGUUAUACCAAAACCACUUGUACCACAUAUUGGCAUAGAGAUUUUGGAUCUUGGAUGGAUAUAUAAACUAUAUAUGGGGCUAUUGGCCGUUUUCUGCACAAAUUCGAUCAAUAUACAUGCUGGAUUAAACGGACUUGAAGUUGGACAGACAGUGGUUAUCACAUAUGCUAUUCUGAUACACAAUAUUAUGCAAAUUGGAGCAUCAACAGAUCCUGAAUAUAAGCUAGCACACGCAUUCUCGAUUUACUUAGUGCAGCCGCUGCUAGCUACUUCUUUGGCUUUACUUUCGUACAAUUGGUAUCCGUCUUCAGUUUUUGUUGGUGAUACGUAUACAUACUUUGCAGGGAUGACUAUGGCUGUGGUUGGUAUUUUAGGCCAUUUUAGUGAAACACUCUUGAUAUUCUUCCUACCUCAAGUUUUGAACUUUCUCUUGUCACUACCCCAGCUUUCUGGCUACAUUCCAUGCCCACGUCAUCGUCUGCCAAGGUUUGACCCUCAAACUGGACUAUUGACCGGAACAAAUGACGGAACACUCGUUAACUUCUUUCUAAGAAAUUUAGGCCCGAAAUCCGAAAAGUCACUAUGUAUAUAUCUUCUCAUUUUCCAGGGUAUUGCAUGCUGUUUCUGUUUCCUGCUGAGGUAUUUACUUGCUGGUUGGUACAAAUGAAAAACUAAGCUGAUAAAUUAAGAUAUGGAUCAUGAGAAUCACUUGAGAUUGAGAGGCUGAAUUGUUGUAUAAUCAUUUUUGUAGGAAAAUCAUUUUUAGUGUAAUUCAAUAUAGGAAUUUCUUUUGUUACUUGAAUGUUGCAUGAUGCUAAUUAUCACAGCUUCAACAAAUACACACGCAUCUGAACAUGUCAAGAGUUAACUUCAAAUUUAUAUGAUUAUAAGUCUUGUAAUAGCCAGUAUUGUUUACUUUGAAGUAAAACCAUAUUAUAGCUCUUUGUUUAAUCCA